Molecule: messenger RNA, 1672 nt
Organism: Mytilus californianus (California mussel)
Lineage: Eukaryota; Metazoa; Mollusca; Bivalvia; Mytilida; Mytilidae
Product: titin homolog
Exons: 3
Coding region: 395-1672 (425 amino acids)
Source: RefSeq, a predicted model, not a curated record
GGACUUAUCCGUAUGUUCACUACCGUUUACUUUCUCUUCCUCGCCUGUCUAUUACAAAUGGAUGCCACGACAAAACUGCUCCUGUGGAUAUUGUGACAAAUCACCGUCAAUUUACCAAACAAUACACACUCUGUAAAAACUCCUGUAUCCCUUCUGGUGGAAUUAUAAUCUACAAUCUUCACACACAAGUUGUUAUUCUUUAUAAUUUGCCGAGAUUGCGAUACAAUCACAUGGUUAUACUAGCUGAGUCAGGCUCAGCAUAGUAAAUUGACGACUACCUGUCUUUACAUAUCCAGACAAGGAACGACUACGUAGCAACGUAAAUACCUUUACACUGACAGUGGACUACAUAACUUGUGUGUACUAGGCAGCAACCCAACAACGUUGAGUCACCAUGGAUCCCAGUCACGUGGAACAGCAAGAAGAGGUUCAGCCCCAAGAGGGAGAUGUCCCUGAACUAUUAGAAAAUCCGUCUAAAACAACACAUUCAGAUGAAAAUCCCGAGACUAGGCGAGUACGUGACCUCACGGAAAAAGGAAAAGGAGCUUUCACAGAAAAACGUGACAAGUUCUGUCAGGAACAAGAGGCUCUCUGGACAGACAUUGAAUCCCAGUUAUUGGAAGUUACCACGCCUCCUAACGAGCUCCAGCAACUCCUAACAGCCCAGGACAAACUCGUUAAAGCCUGUAAUAAUUAUCGUAGGCUCACAGAUGAAUUCCUGGACUUUCUGAAAAGGACCAGAACAUCGGAGAGUCAAAAAGAAAUAGAAGCAUGUAAUCUCUCAUUGGAUUUUCGUCUGUCCAAAGUGGAACUGGUUAUGGAAAAACUACACGAGCAUCGCCUCGCCCUAACAAAGGCCAAAUCCACUAAAACAAAGACCUCAAAGGGUAAGAAAACCUCACACAGCGGUAGCUCUAACGUGUCAGACAUGUCAAGCCUAGCACGGAGAAAGCGUGCGAAGGCAGAGGCUGCCAAGUCAAAAAUAGCCUUUGUCGAAAAACAUGCCCUUAUCCUACAACAGGAGGCAAUGUUAGAGGAACAAGCCCUGUUCAGACAAAUUGAAAUGGAACAGGAAGCAGCACGCAAAAAGGCUGAAAUGGAACAGGAAGCCACACGUAAAAAGGCAGAAAUGGAGCAAGAAGUCGCUCAACGUAAAGUUCAACUAGAACAGGAGGCCGCACAGAGAACAGUUCACUUAGAACAAGAGGCCAUGCGCAGGAAGGCUCAAAUGCAACAAGAAGCCGCACGAGUAAGCCGGGAAAAGACCGAGCUGAAAGCCAAAUUUAACCUUCUUGAAGCACAGAGAGAAGCUGCAGCCGCAGAAGUAGAGGCUCGUAUCCUGGAAUACGACGACAGCCAAGCAUUUAGCGAUCUCCCUGAUGAAACGGAAGACCCUCUCCAGCGUGUGAAAGAUUUCGUCAAUAAGCAUCCUGUACCAACUGCUGUACGGGAAGUAACAGGACCUCAAAAGCAAAUUCCUGUUAAGAUUGAGCUGAGUCAUGAAGCACCAGCGGACGAAAUACCGACUCCUAAAGUCACAAUGCUUCACCCUCAUUUAAAAGAACUCAGAGGUAGCAUUCCACCAAUAGAGGAAAAUUGCCAAAUUCUUCUCUUAAUUGGCAGAGACCUUAUAGAGGCACACCACCCAGAACUCCAUAUGCACAACAGUUGA